Molecule: messenger RNA, 2130 nt
Organism: Nasonia vitripennis (jewel wasp)
Lineage: Eukaryota; Metazoa; Arthropoda; Insecta; Hymenoptera; Pteromalidae
Product: dorsal root ganglia homeobox protein
Exons: 4
Coding region: 146-1012 (288 amino acids)
Biological process (GO): regulation of transcription by RNA polymerase II
Molecular function (GO): RNA polymerase II transcription regulatory region sequence-specific DNA binding; DNA-binding transcription factor activity, RNA polymerase II-specific
Source: RefSeq, a predicted model, not a curated record
CGAGUCGAGCCGACCGUCAGUCGCGUGUACAGUGUCGACUUGGCCGGAGAACUGAGAGAUUCCUUGUCAGUGUGAUAUUCUCCCGGUGUAUAAAUAGUCAUUUAGUCGUUUUAAUUAGAGUUUAGUUGAACUUGAAGCACAAAGGAUGGCGGGACCGUACCUCUCGCCUUUGGGACCGCAAGCAGAUCUACUCACCGAGUACAUGUUCGGACGUCGCCGUCAGGUCAGUAGACGAAAUCGAACGACUUUUACGCCGCAACAGCUGCAGGAGCUGGAGUCACUAUUCCAGAAGACCCAUUAUCCCGACGUCUUUCUCAGAGAGGAGGUCGCACUUCGGAUUUCCCUCUCUGAAGCUCGAGUACAGGUUUGGUUUCAGAACCGGCGGGCAAAGUGGCGCAAGCAGGCCCGCCUGCAGCUACUGCAAGACGCCUGGCGUAUGCGUUGUUUGGGUCUCGGUAGCGCGGCGCCGCUCCUUCUGAGACCGCCGCCUGGUCUGCAGGACCCGCAGCAGCAGCGGCCGGAUGGACCGGGAUCUGGUUCACCACCUCCGCCUCAUCCGCAAGCUCAACCGGCUCAAACACCCGAACCGAUGCUGUCGCCGCCCGGUGAGAAGAUCGGCAACGCAGAAAUGGGAUCCGUCUGCAGAGAUUAUCGAAUUUUAGCGCCGCCUCCGCCACCCCAUGGGUAUCCAUCCUCGGAGUGCAAAUCACCGGACCGGCAGCGAUGUGGCUGCGGCUCUCCGCCGCGCUCCUCUUCGGCAAGUCCGCCGCCGCUUUCCUCUUCUCCGGAGAGUGAGCGACCACCCCAAGAGGCAGAGAUCGACCUCACGAUGAAGAGCAGCAACAGUGCAUCGGGAAACGUGAGACACCCCACGGCUCUGGUAGCCCCGCAUCCACCGCCGGGGUUCUUGCAUCACCUCGCGGCGCACCACCACUUGCAGCACCAGCACCUGCAGCUCAGCCCGCCACCCGACGAGCCGCUCGACGUCACCCUCAACGGACCCAACAAGUAACGCCGCAGCGAUGCAACGAGGGCUGUACAUACGUUUCUCGAAGAGAGAUGAGUCGAAGUGCGCUGGACUAUGAGUCGAGAUUAUAGACCUCGUACUAUAUUUCACUCCCCUACUGUUAUCUGUAAAAAAGUAAAAACGAAAUUUCAAUAUGAUUACUCUGUAUAACGGAUGUAGAAAUAAAAAAUGCAUGUAAUUCAUGGCGCUUCCAGAUCAAGACUGCGACGAUUGAUCGGUAGGAAUUGUUUGGGCUUUUAGCUCGCAAAACCAUAAAGUCGUUUGAUUCCAUUAAAUUAAUGUCACAGUAUAAUUAUUCCGAGAAAACGCUACGAAAUUAAUCAAGUAGAAACGGUCAGGUGUGACACGAGGCAGCAAAUCUGUAAUAUAUUUUCUUUGAGUUUCGCAUUAAACGACGUGGAAACGCAGCUGCAGAGAUUUCAGACAGCUGUCGAAGAUCCAUCAGACACUGGAAGGCCGACAAUGAGCCAGUUUGCCAGUAUAAGGACCAAACUCGAUUGGAUUGCAUAUAGUUGUCUGAUCUCAACUAAAUUUAAUCCUAAUAAGCUAUCGGGUAUUCCUUCAUUACCGUAGAAGAAGAAAGAGCUGUUCAGACAUAUGAUACACUGCAGCGGAGCAAGAAGUUCGCUUACACCGUGUAAAAAUCCCGUAGCUUAGCUUAUUAUAUUUUUGUAUAUCUAUAGUAUGCGUAUACCCUUUGUUCUAGUCACAAAGACUUUCGGAGAAUACAGCCCGAAUGGCCCCACAUACAUGUACGAGUAAUUUACACAUACGCAACCCUCUACCGGAGUGUACAUAAUUAAUUAAGGCUAAACAUAGGUAGAUAUAAAUAUAUAGAAAUGAGAAUAUUUCCCUCUCGCGGCAUCGCAGCUGUAGCCCUGGCCCUUACACACAGACACUAUUGUACCAAAGUUUUUUACUCGCUACGAAAAAAAAAAAAAAAAAAACAGGCAACUACGUAUAUUAUCGAAUAAUAACGCAUUAAUUCUAUAGGCUGUAAGCAUGUGUAGCUCGAGCAUAAGCGAGAAGCUGGAAAAAGGGACGAUCGAUCGUCCGUAUGAAUAAUAAAGCAAACCAAUAAUAAAGUUUCAUGGUGAAAUGAG